CGGGCUCUUUUGCUAGUCUCUCCUUAAUAAUAAAGCACGGAUUGGGUCUCCGGGUUCACCGUAGCGGCUUUUUUGCAUAAAGGUCCCUAUGGUUUUUAGGAAUGAAACCCGCCGUCCCUAUUUAAGUGGAUGUGGGAAAACGUUUCGGUUUUGCAAAACGAACCCUGCCCUUUUUAGUAUGCCCUUUUGAGUAUUCCACCCGUGAUCCCGCACGACCCCUCCCAUCUCAUCUCCACCUCCAGUGCGCCGCCACCCUCUGCCACGCUGCUGCGCCGUCGGACCCCGCCUCACCGUCGCGCCGCCGGAACCUGCCCCGCCGUCGAGCCUACCCCUACCCCAAGUGCCCCCUCCCACGCGUCCUCCCCCCGCCGGCGAAACUCGAUGCCGCGGCGGCGACCGGCGUCACCGCUGCCUGUCGCCGGUUCUGGUGACUGCCUUCCGCGGGUGGGAUCUGCUCCUCCUGCGGGUGUUGGUGAGGCGGUGGGAUUUGACAGGAUCGUGGGGAGGAGGAGGCCGCUGGACUGAACGGGGAUCUCGUGCCGCCGGACAGCCAGGGAACAUGCGGCCGAGGUGCCGAUGCGGGGCGUGCGAGCUCGGCCGCCGGUGAGCUCGUGCUCCUCACCGCUGGAGCUCGUCAAGACCACCGUGUGCAUCUUCGCGGGACGCGUCUACUCUAAUGCAAUGGAGCUCGUCGAGGUAGCGCCCCCUCCAUCUCUCUCAUGCUCUAGCUGUACCGUCCAGCCGUGGUGAGUUUUAUUCCUCACGAAUUUGAUGCCCAGUUUGCUGCUUACUACACUAGCGCGUGAGAGAACUGAAACUCUGUUCAGAGAUGUCCUAGCUAGAGUGCAUGUCACAGGGAUUCGAUCAAUUAGCUGUGCCGUUCACAUGCAGCGUCAUGGACUGUCAACUGUAGUGUUCCUUAAUUAAACUAAUUCCUACUAGGGUGGCACUAAUGUGAAAGUCUUCAUUUGUACACUGCUCAUGUUUUGUACAUUCUGGUUGAUUGAUUAUAUUAAAACCAGAGCAAUCUUUGUGGUUUAGUACUCCUGUAGCUCUCCUCUGCUCACCUCAUGUGGAUAUAACAAAUAAUUAGUUGUGGUAGUACUAAUUCCAAUUUUCCAAGCAAGCCUGUAGCUCAGGUUCACCAGAUGCAGUGAUGUGAUCUGAUCUCUUUUCCUCCGCGGGGUAAAAGACCAUGCUGGAUCGCCAGCUUCCUCCAACGGCAAGUUAACUACCAUGAAUUCUGGGUACGUAUUUCUGCCGCUGCUCAUAGGUAAAUUUGAGGUGUACUGAUAUCCUCAGGUUUGUUUCUUCCAACCUUAAUUCUAUGUAUGUGUUUCUUCCACCCUGAAGUUGGAUGCAUGGAUGCAAUUAGUAGAUGCAAGAUAUUUGAAGCGUGAGGUAACAUAAUGUUCAGAUUCAGAUCAGAUGAGAAACUGAUGACACGAGCACACAUCAGAUUAUAAGCUUUGGAGCCAAUUGCUUCAUGUAAUUAUAUUAAGAACGGAGAAAUCAUAGCAUGCAGCGCCUAACUGCAUACCGGCCAGCUGCUAAUAAGCUCAUGUCUUAUCUCCUAUGAAUGGCCACUGUCAGCACAUAGCCGCACUUUUUUGGGACAGUCUGAUUAUAGUUUGUUGUUCUGGGAUAAUUUAAAACACUUAAUGCUUGAGUGAAUAAAUUUAAUAUUACAGUCAGCUGUUCAAUCGAAAAUCUUAGCUGAAGUAACAAAAUAAACUGUAAUAUUGCGAUUGUCAGAUAGUGCUGCAAGAGAACUGACCUACAACAAUGUCCUAGAAACUUAGGUACUUUUUUCUGGAAUAAAAACAAAUGUGUUUCCUCCUUUAUUCGCAAAAAUAUGUGUUUCCUCUUCUGUGUCGCUUUAGUCAUUUAGUUCAUAUUGUUCAGUACUAUGGGUUCCAUGGGCAGCAUGGUAGCAGUUCUGUUAUAUCAAAGAAACACACACAUUUCCUUAGAUUAUACAUUGUUUUCAGAUUAGGAAAGGUGGUGCCAUGGGAGCUAGAGUAAUUGUCAUUUACUUGAGGUGCAGAUGGUUUUACGCUCAAAACAUAUUGAUAUCUAUUCAGUGAAAGUAGGUUACAUUUUUGUUUCACAAACUAUUUAAAGUUUCUGAGCUAAGAUUUUAUAAUGUGGAUUGACUACGGAGUUCAACCAUCGUUGAUAUGUGUGAUUGUGCUGUGCGUCUUCCAAGAAUAAUUAUAAAAUUUAUUUUUUUUCUCUCCCGUUGCAACGCACGGGCAUGUGUGCUAGUCUCUCCCUAAUAAUAAAGCACGGAUUGGGUCUCCGGGUUCACCGUCGUGGCGUUUUUUAGAAAAGUCCUACUAUUUUGGGUAUUCAACGCGCAGUACUCGGAAUAAGUUAACCCGAACCGGUACAACCGAGAAAAAAGAAAGAAAAUCGACCCUCGCACAGCCCUGCCUCCCAAUCCCCGUCUCCACCUCCAGCCUCGCGCGCCGCCGUGCGCCGCCACCGCCCACCACGCCGGCACGUCUACCCCUGCACGACCGGCUACAUGUCGACGACGCUCGAGUGCACCUUCUUGAUCAAGGAAACGCGGCGGCUCGAGCGGUUGGGGGCAGCACGGCGGCUCGAUGCGGAACGGCAGCGGCGGCGGCUGGAGCUUGCAGGGGCUGGGAGGCUGGUUCGAAGGCGGGCGGCGAGGCGGGGGAACGGCAAGGAAAGCUGGAGCGAGGGAUCCGGCGACCUAGGCAGGAGCUCGCCGGAGCCGGGCGAUGGCGGACGGGCGCGCGAGGCAGAGGGAUCCGAUGCGGCGGUUCGAAGUCCUUGCAGGCAAAGGCGGACCUCCAUGGCUGGCAGGGGGGGCUCCAAGGCCAUGGCGGGGCUUCGGUUUUUCCCUGGUAUAGAAAAGAGAAACAGAAGAGGAUUCAGGGAAAAGAAGAAUGGGGAUUCAGGGAGAAGAAGAACGGUGGAAGAAGGAUGGCUGGCCUCCUCGGCGCAUGCCAUACGAUAAAGGUUCAUAUCAGACAAGGCAACCACAACAGUACAGCCAUGAUAAUCUCAUGGGUGACAACAGUCAGAACCUGGAUCGAGCACUGUGUUUUACGGGACUUUUUUUUUUCGAAACGGAUUUACGGGACUUCAGAAGAUAAUCUCAAUUGUUCUGCAAAGGGAAAGCAUUCGCAGUAUACGUUCUACAAAUAUACCUCGAGAUACGUUCAUCAUUGUACAAUCAAGAACCUGAAGUUUGACACAAAGUAUUACUAUGCCGUUGGAACUGAAGAGACGCUGAAAAAGAUUUGGUUUAGGACCGCUCCGAAAAGUGGCCCAGAUGCAUAUACAUUUGGUCUGAUAGGUGAUCUCGGUCAGAGUUUCGACAACAAUGUCACGCUCGCUCAUUAUGAGUCCAAUGCGGACGGCAUGGCAACAAACGCGCGCCCCCCUCCUCCCCCGCGCCCGUCAACCCACCAGCCUCUCCCGGCGCGUGCCAUUCCGGGCUCGCCGGCCACCAUCAGCUCCCUUUCCCUGCGCCCGUUCCAGCUGCCGCCGCCGCCUGCCCGCCUGCCGGAAAAUUUCUUUCCGGUCGUCCUACCCCUGUCUGCUGCUGCGUCGCCUGUGGCCGAUCUAGAUCCGCCCUCCCCGGCCUCGCGUGCGCGGUUCCGCGCUGCUGUGCUUGCUGGCGAGGUUCUGGAGACGCCGCCUACCCUUCAAGGCGGGGGCGUGCGCGUCGCCUCCAUCAUCGUCGCGUCCGACGCGGCUUUGCUGCGCAUUAAUGAAGAAGCUGUCAUCAAUGCGCGCGACUGCACGGGCGGCGAUGGGACGCCGAUGUUCCUCCAGGCCGGGUCUUCCGCUGCCAACGCCGCCCGCGCGCGGUGACUUGAAGAUGGCGUACGAGAUGCGCCCUUGGAGCCUGGUUGGACGCGCGUCGGGCCGCCGCCCGGUCCCCGUCCUCAGCGACAGCCUCCUCUGCCCCCUCCCCCUCCAGCUCCUCGUAGGCGGCUUCAAAUCCCCCUCCAUUUAGUGGGCAAGUGCUUUCAUUGUUUCUCCCCACUCCACAGAGCCAAAGAUUGCAAGGAAGAGGUGAGGUGCAAUAGUUGUUUCAGAUCCGGCCACCGUGCAAAAGGCUGUCCUAGCAGGGGGCGACCGACUCAACGGCAAGCUCGGGCGACCACUCCAGCUCCUCGUCCGGCCGCUCCGUCGACAACCAGCCCCCGCGGCCUCCCUUCAUCACCGACUGCUCCGGCGCCCCUUGUUCGGUCGUACGGCGACGCCCUCGUCAUGCCUAGGCUGGGUGACCCGCACUCCAGGCCGGCCAUGGGGCGCGUUGUGGUGCCAGCCACGCCGGAGAUGGACGUGCAAGCCGACGCUCUCACCACCAACUGCGUCCUCAUCUCCUUGGGAGGAGAUCGCCGCCCAGCUUCGUCUUCGUCCGUCGCCGACGCACUGCACAAGGAGUUCAACAUCCCUUUGUCCAUGCUCACCGUCGUCAGGCACUUCCCGGAGGACUACCUCGCAACGUUCACUCAUCCUCACCACCGCGACGACGUCGUCAACCGCGGGAACUUCCGGCGCGACCGCCUCGAGCUCCACCCCAAGCCCUGGAUCAUGGAGGCCCAUGCCGAGCAUGAAGACAUGAAGCACCACGUGCAGCUGAGCCUGGAGGGAGUCCCGCUGCACGCCUGGAACGCCGACACGAUCAGUCGUGUCAUCGGAGUCGACUGCGAGCUGGACUACGUGCUGCCCCGCUCCACGCGCCAAGAGGAUGCCAGGACUCUGGGCAUCUGGGCUUGGGCGACAAACCCAAGCGCCAUCCCGCGCGUCAUGCACCUCACGCUGCCGGCGAGACGUGGUCCGCAGCGGGUGCCAGCUCGGGGGCGGUGCCGGCUUCGCUACCGCGUCAUCGUCCACUUGGGUCUCCACGAAGACUUCUCCAAUGUGCGCGAUGACGACUCCAGGGCAAACGCGGACAUCAAUGAGUUCACCUGGGUUCAUGGCAUCGUCGACGGCGACCGUGUGUCGACGGAGCGUCGUGAGGAGCCUCGCGACGACUCGGGGCAUGGUUGGCGUCGUGAUGAAGAAGAUGAUGAUGCCGCGCGGCGUGGCCGCGACCAGGACCGCGACAACAGGGGCUCGAGGUGGUUCGGCCGCAGCCGGUCUCGUGCCUCCCGUGACCAGGCUCGUGACCGCGGCGGCGACCAAGGCCGCGGCGGUAAUGAAGGUCGGGAGGGGCGUGACGGCCAUCGCCGCCGGGGCGCUGUGGUUCACUCAUCGACCAGCCCUGUGCGCAGCCCUCGCGGCGGCUCGUCCCGCUGCACGCAUCCCCUCGACGCGGCACGCUCCAUCUCCCCAACGUCUGUCCUGCCGACCCCGCCGUCGCCGGUGGACGCGCCCACCCCGGCCUCCGGCAUCGUCUUGCGCAUCCAGGCGCCUCUGACGCCCGCCACGGUGGUGGCCACGGCCACUCCCCCACGUCCACCUGGCUUUGAGCAGUCCCCAGCUCAGGUCACGCCGCCCCUCGUCUCCGGCCAGCCCGCUCGCCGCUCUCCAUCACCGACAGGCCACACCAACGACAGCCUGGCGCCCCUCUUUGUGCAGCCAGAGGCACCGCUCUUGGCUGGGCAGCCCCGUGCCCCGCCCAAGAGCCUAGCCAACCGGAGGAAGACUUUGGCUGGUGUGGCCAUUGACACCAACCCAGGGUUCUCCCUGCGUCGCACCACUGCUCAUGUCAAGGAGCGUCAUGUUGCUGUUCCGGUCACAAGGGAGGCUGAGAAGCUGGUCUGCCGGAGCCUCGGCAUAGUGCAGGAUGGUAAGGAUGUCACCAAGGACGCUCUGGAGGAGCUGAGUCGCCGCUUCCAACACGAGUUGUCGCCCUCGGUUCUGUCGGCGCUCUGUUCGUUGUUCAAGCUCGAUGACGAGGAUGCCACGGCGAUUGAAGAUGCUCUGAUUAGCCGCGGUGGCCAGGCUGCCAUGGACCAUGCGGCUGUUGCUGGUGAGGCAACAGGAGAGGUCUGACUGCCUCGCAAAAGUC
This is a messenger RNA of Triticum aestivum (bread wheat), 6004 nucleotides long. RefSeq lists its product as uncharacterized. The transcript has 5 exons. The coding region runs from base 4255 to 5988 and encodes 577 amino acids. The record is from RefSeq and is a predicted model, not a curated record. NCBI's taxonomy places the organism in Eukaryota, Viridiplantae, Streptophyta, Magnoliopsida, Poales, Poaceae.